UCCCAAAACUCCUCUCUCCUGAUAUAAACAUCUCAACUCAAUACAUGACGGAUCUAAUAAAUUAAAAGAUAAUCGUCCUCUGGACACGAUGUCUUCUUCCUCUGUAUCGAAACGUUUUUUUUCAGUCUCUAUCUUGGCAGUGGUGACCUUGCAACUCCCUUUUAUACAGAGUGUUUUGUCCCUAAACCAGACCAAUGCAUAUCUACAACACGUAUGCAUCAAAAGUGACGGGACAUACAAGUCGGAGAGUUCAUACGAGAGCAGUGUCAAAGUUAUCCUCGAUUUUAUUGGUGCCGAUCUAGACUACGGUUUCGGCAGCGGAAGCGUUGGUAGUAAUGGUAGUGCCAUCUACGCCAAGUUCCAGUGUCGGGGAGACACCUCUGAAUCCAAGUGCCGCUCUUGCCUUACCACCGCCUUCUCUGGGAUUCGUAGACUGUGUCAUAACAACAAAAGGAGAAUAAUAUGGUACGACAACUGUAUACUUGACCUUUCUUCGAUCUAUACCUACGGGGAGAUCGAUAACAAGCACAUUUUCUAUUUGUACAACGCAAAAGAUGUGAACGGCGAUACAAAGUCAUUCAACAAGAACACGAGGGCUCUCCUCUAUAAGCUGAAGGAGAAAGCAAGUAGGAAAGAACAAAAGCCCUACAGAAAAGACUACAUGUAUGCCGCCGGGGAGGAAAGUCUCGGGAAGAUGAAAUUGUACGCAAUGGUGCAAUGUACGCAAGAUUUAUCGGUUAAAAAUUGCAGUGUGUGUUUGGAUGGGAUAAUGGCAAAGCUCCCAAGAUGCUGCAACGGUAAACAAGGAGGAAGAGUUUUGAAUCCCAACUGUAAUUUUAGGUACGAGCUUACCCUUUUGUACAAACUCAAAAGACUAUCUAAUGAAAGCUCCAAAAAAAAGGACAUUCCUUUAGAAAACUGAUUGAAAACUGAAGCUAAUUGGG
Molecule: messenger RNA, 944 nt
Organism: Camelina sativa (false flax)
Lineage: Eukaryota; Viridiplantae; Streptophyta; Magnoliopsida; Brassicales; Brassicaceae
Source: RefSeq, a predicted model, not a curated record